GAGUUGCCAAACAACGCUAAUCCACUUAUUUUUGUGAUUAUCAUAAAAACAUCCAACUGCACCUAUUGUUCAACGAUAAUUGUUCUACCGUUUGACAAAGAGAACAACAACAACAAAAGACGAACAAGCAAUCACAUUCAAAAUCUCACAACCGUUACUUGUUGGCUGUCCUUUUUAGCUUGCGGACACUUCUGGCAUUAGACAUCUUUUAAGGCCUGUUUACAACACGAUCAUAUCCAGAUUGGCAUCAAACUCUCAUUCUUGGCGUAAGAGUGAAGAAACCAUGGAGGCUCCUUACGAGGACUUGUCAACUCGCUUGGAAAUAGAUGCGGAAAUUAUUGAAAGAGAAAAAAAUAUGGAAUUUCAGCCAUUUGACGACUUCAUCGUCCCGCAAGGUGAGCCGGCAGAAAGUUGCCCUGAUUUUCCAAUGGAGCCGCUAGAGCUUCAGCUUGAAGAAGAAGUACCAGUGAGUAAAAGCAUCAAUCCAGCUGGAGCUUUGGAAGAAUUAAGAACAAAGGGUAACCUGAAGUUGCCCACAAUCAUUUUAUCCAUUUUCACCGAUGUUGAAGAUGCAUUUUUCGAUGAUGACGUCAAGCAUGCAUUAGACGAAGGUCUUGCAAAGAUAAACGAUGCAACCAGUAUGUGGCUGCUAAUCAGUCCAAAAGAGACAGCAGUAUCAAAACUUACAGUACGAGCCUUUGUUAAAACAUGUGACAGAGAGAAACUGGACAAAAGUGCUUGCAUUGGUAUUUUUACUUCCCCAGAAAAGCAAAACUGUCCUUCUGCCACUAAUUUCACAGUAGAGAAAAAGAAAAAUUGCUUGGAAAACAGAUAUACACACAUUCUACGUCUAGGGCCCGAUUGCAAAUUUCAUCCGACAUUGGAGGAGCUACUGGCUACUUUUAAGACAGGCAAAUGUACCAAAGUAGGACGACGCUCUUCGACACCGGUUGUCAGUAUACUUGUUCAUGGUGGAGUUGAGGCAUGUAAGAAGAUGAAAGAGAGCAUGGAAGGCUACCCUUGUAUCCCUGUUGUCAUUGUUAAGGGCAGUGGUGGACUGGCUGAUGUCAUUGUAGAUGCAUUAGCAGCAUACAACAAACUGAAAAAGAAAGGCCGCCUACUACGUUCCCAUAUAGAAUACUUCUUGUUGCAAAGUUCUCUUGCUGAACACUCCAUCAUUGUUCAUCUUGUUAAAGACCUUGUGGAGACAUACAGUCACUUUAUCAUAGUUUACGAUCACAAACGAGACCCUUAUGGACUGCAUCGCGCAGUGAUUGAGAGUUGCAAAGGUAAGCUUUGGAAAUUUGAAGAUAUUACAAUUUAAGAGUGAGGAUCCUGUCACAUAUAAAAAAAUUGUUUGCUGCUUGUCUAACGGAUGCCAAAUAAUUUCUUUAUUCUUGGAAUAAACAUUUCGUCUAUCUAAAGUUUAAAUCGAUUAGCCCUCUUUAAGUUAUAAUAUGAAAGACUCUGCCAUAGAUUAGCUAAAAGGCAUGGA
Rhopilema esculentum is the source of this 1495-nucleotide messenger RNA. The record is from RefSeq and is a predicted model, not a curated record. Lineage: Eukaryota; Metazoa; Cnidaria; Scyphozoa; Rhizostomeae; Rhizostomatidae.